This is a messenger RNA of Cadophora gregata, 1615 nucleotides long. RefSeq lists its product as uncharacterized. Gene Ontology annotation, cellular component: fungal-type vacuole membrane. Lineage: Eukaryota; Fungi; Ascomycota; Leotiomycetes; Helotiales; Ploettnerulaceae. The transcript is spliced from 2 exons. The coding region runs from base 1 to 1467 and encodes 488 amino acids. The record is from RefSeq and is a predicted model, not a curated record. Gene Ontology annotation, biological process: macroautophagy.
AUGAAGUUUGCUACUACUCUCCUACCGCUUGCGGUUAUCUCUACAGCCUUCGUCAUCCCAGACGAAGAGCUCACCAACCAGAUUCUCAUCGAGUCUUCCAAGAAACCUCAGACUUUCCUUGACAGAGUCUCUGGAAACAUCGAUUCCGUCUGGUCCGGCGUCGAAGAGACAUUCAAAGACGCCGUUGCAUUCUCCGAGAAUGCCAUCGACAAUGCCAUUAACGUUGCGUCGGAGAUCACUGAGAAUGCAAAGACGACUUUCGAGUGUCAUCACUCGAUGACGAAGUUCGAUGCUCAAGCAUGGAUUGACUCUGCCGUAUCCUCUGUUGAGGACAUAGAUAUCUUCGACCAUCCUCAUCACAGACCUCCUCCUCAUCAUGGCCCACCACACCACAAGCCACCGCACCACAGACAUGGCCACCACCCCCCAAACAAGACCGUCUACGAGCUCAUUGCAAGCAGCAAGUACACCACCAAACUCGCCAAGCUCAUCAACGAGUAUCCAGACCUGGUCAAGACGUUGAACGGCACAGCAGCAAACUACACGGUCUUUGCACCAACCGACAAGGCGUUCGAGAAGUUGCCCAAGGGACACAAGAAGCCCUCCAAGGAGCUCAUCAAGAAAGUCCUAGCAUAUCACGUCUCUCCAGACUUCUACCCUGCUGGCAGAGUCCUGGUCACACAUACCAUCCCUACUGCACUUGGUGAAGAUUCCCUCGGAGGCAACCCGCAGAGACUCCGCGUGGGAAUUAACCUCUUCCAUGGCCUCAGUGUCAACUUCUACAGCCGCAUCGUAGCCGUCAACAUCUUCGGCACCAACGGCGUAAUCCACGGUGUCGACUCCCUCAUCCUCCCCCCACCCCCAGCCUUCAAAAUCAUCGAGCUCGUCCCGAGCGAAUUCAGCACCCUCGAGCUCGCACUCGUCAAGACCGGGCUGGGAAAAUCCCUCGCCGACGCACCCCACGAGGGCGGCACCCUCUUCGCGCCAUCGAACUGGGCCUUCAAGAAACUCGGGCCUCGAAUCAACGGCUUCCUGUUCUCCAAGUACGGCGAGAAGUAUUUGAAGGCGUUGCUGAAAUACCAUAUUGUUGCGAACCAGACGCUGUACUCGGAUGCGUUUUAUAAGGAGAAGGCUUUGGUUGGGGAGGCGGGGGGGAGGGAUAGUGAGGGAAGGAAGGUUGGAGAGGAGGGGAUUCCGAAGGGGUAUUUCCAUGUGGAUUUGCCGACGCUGUUGGAGGAUAAGAGCUUGAGUGUGGAUGUUGCGAGGUAUGGUGGGUUUAUUACGAUUAAGAUUAAUGGGUUCUCGAGCGUGGCGGUGCAGGAUGGGAUUGCGAAGGAUGGGGUCAUUCAUGUGGUUAGCUCGGUGCUGAUUCCGCCUAAGACGCCUGGUGGGGUGCAGGAGGUGGAGGAGGAUAUGGACGUUGAGGAGUUGAAGGAGAGGUUGGAGAACUUUGUGCAGGAGUUGUAGGUGGUGAGUCUGUGUAUGAGUUGGAAGCGUUGUGGAUGGGGGAUAGAGUGAGGGGAUAUGGGAUUGAGAAGAGAAUAGACGGGCUUGUCUAGCACUCCUUAGGAUUGAGUUAUACAGAUACAAUUACAGAUCACGAACUGAACGAUGC